Molecule: messenger RNA, 1572 nt
Organism: Ylistrum balloti
Lineage: Eukaryota; Metazoa; Mollusca; Bivalvia; Pectinida; Pectinidae
Product: monocarboxylate transporter 5-like
Exons: 6
Coding region: 1-1572 (523 amino acids)
Biological process (GO): transmembrane transport; monocarboxylic acid transport
Molecular function (GO): monocarboxylic acid transmembrane transporter activity
Source: RefSeq, a predicted model, not a curated record
AUGCCGACAGACACAUGCGAUUCAAGGAUACCAGUUGACAGAGGCUGGGCGUGGAUGGUAUUGGCUGGUUCGUUCAUGAUAUCCACUAUCAACACUGGAACCGAGAAAUCAUACGGAAUCUUCUUUAUUGAAUUUCUCCGAAUGUUUAAAGGCACAGUGUUCAUGACGGUAAUGAUCAACACUGUCUUGAAUGUGGUAUACUGCUUCACAGCUGCUUCCGUGUUGCUGAUAGGCUUCAAGCGACUCAGUAUCAGAAAGUCGGUUUUCCUUGGUAUAAUCCUAAGUGCUAUUGGAUACGGCAUCAGCAGCCUUGCUACAAGUCUAGAAUUUCUUAUUGUCUCGCAAAGCAUUUUGAUAGGAGUUAGCAUUGCCUUUUAUAACCCACCUAUUUACAUUCUUCUUGAAGAAUAUUUUGACAAGAGAAAAGGUCUAGCGAAUGCACUUUUUCUAUCUGCGAACGCUCUAGGCGGAAUGAUAAUGCCACCAUUAUACCGUUAUGUAUUUGAUGAAUAUGGAUUGCGUGGAGGACUUAUAAUCACUUCUGGUAUAAUAUUAAAUUCUCUGGUGGCUGCAGCGUUGCUUCGUCCUACUGAAUUCUACACCAAAAAAGCCUCACAAAAAUCACCCAAUGUGAAUGGAAAUGUAAGCGAUAAUUUUUCUGUAAGGAAACGGAAACACAGUGAAACGAAUUCCAGUCAAUAUCAUGAGCCCGAUACACAACAUUCCUUACUUACAGAGACGGAAACCACACAAACAGAUGAUAUUAAUGAUAGCGUUGAUAAAACAUCUCAAUCCAGUAUUUAUAGAUAUGUGAGUAAUGGAGACAUAGUGUCUGUUUCUUUGACUAAUCUGAGAGAUACAAUAGAUCAACAGGACGUGGAGACAAACAAGGGAGAUAAAUUUACUUGUGGACACUGUCAAGUUACGUGUAGUAAAAAAGUGGAUUGCUAUUUGAUGACAAAUAUUCUUUUUCUUCUGUUUUUGGCCAUUUACUGUUUCGGAAAUGUAGCCAUUAUGUGUGCUCACAUUUAUUUACCAACAUAUGCUGAAGAUAUUGGCAUUGGUGAUAGUCAAAUUGCUCUCAUUGUCUCUGUAACGUGUAUGUCAGACUUUGUCGGACGAAUUAUAGCUGGACAUCUGGCAGAUAGGCCUUGGAUCAGCGCACAGCAGAUCAUCAUUUUAUCACAGGUUGUUGUGGGCGUGAUCCUGCAGUUCACUGUGUACUACACCUCCUUUUGGCGCCUGUUGGUGUUUGUCGUGUUAUUUGGCUUUACUGGUGGGAUGAUAGUCGCCUUGUUCCCGCCAAUGCUGAUAGAGAUCGUCGGAAAGAAACGAUAUCGCAGUGCCAUGGCCGUAUUCAUCAUAUGUAUUUGCUUGUUCGAAGGAACUGCUUUACCGGUUUUAGGUUAUUUUCGUGAUGUCACCAACACAUAUCACUUCACAUUCCACGUCAUGGGAGCUUCCUCGUUCAUUGCUGUUGUGCUGCUAAUUAUAUUCGACAUAAUCUCAAGGAAACAAGCACGCAAGAAGAAAGAAUCUGACACAAACACUGGAACCAAUCUCAGUCCGUGA